Molecule: messenger RNA, 1892 nt
Organism: Styela clava
Lineage: Eukaryota; Metazoa; Chordata; Ascidiacea; Stolidobranchia; Styelidae
Source: RefSeq, a predicted model, not a curated record
UCGACUGGAGUCGUUUCGGAAUUUGGAGUUACUGCGAUUGCGAAUCAUUUUACACUUCUCAAACUUUUUUCGGUUGUUAAGCUGCACGAGAAGUAAAUAUCCAAGAUAAAGUUUGAUAUCCAAUAUGCCCGAGCCUGGUCCAGAACCAGGAGAGGGGGCGGGGGAAGUUAUUACUAACGGUAAAGAUGAAAACGCUCCAGAAAAUAUAGAAAAUCAGGAAGAUAAUCUUCUCGAUAUCAGAGCGUCACCUACCGCAAGACCACAAAGCAGAGGCAGUGUAUCACCAACUCGAAAGACAAUAAGUCGAAUCAGCAGCGCACAUUCGACACAAUUUGCUCGUCCUCGCAGUGGUUCGUCUCAAGGAUCUGUUGAGAUACGUGAUGACAAAGAUGACGAUGCUGCAAGUGAUGGCGGAUACGACACAGAUCUAGAAAUUGAAGCGAAUCGUGAAGAGUAUGAUACAACUGGAAAAACAACUUAUAAAGAAGCCUGUAAACAAUUUGGUGUUAUCCCGGUGUCUUAUUUCUUGCGUCAUAUGCAAGAUACAGAACUUAUCAUGAGACAUCAUGGACUUGGUCCUGCAGGAGGAAAAGCUAUUGCUGUGUCACUUGUGUCCAAUACAAGAAUUUUGAAAUUGGAUCUCUCUGACAACUGGCUAAGUGGAAAAGGUGGUGCAGCUAUUGCUGAUAUGCUGGAAGAAAAUUGUUAUAUAACGGAACUGAUUCUUUCUGAUAACAAGCUCGGGUACGAUGGAGCAAAAGCAAUUUGUGCAAUGUUGCAAAAGAAUGACAACAUUAAUCGAGUCAACAUAUCUGGGAAUGAAUUCGCAAGCAAAGCGGCAGAACCUAUUGCCGAAUUGUUAAUGUCGAAUACGCAAAAAGUCGAGUUCCUGAAUCUCAGUGAAAAUCAUUUCGAUGAGCCAUCUGGGGAAAUUCUUGGACCAGCUAUUGCAGAAAACACAUCUAUCAAAGAAAUUAAUUUGAGUUGGAAUUAUUUCAGAAGAGGAGGUGCUGUUGCAAUGGCUAAAGGAAUUGGGGCAAACAUCUUCUUAAAAUCUGUGAAUAUUUCAUGGAAUGGAAUGGGAUUGGAAGGUGCCACCACGCUUGGUGAAGCACUGAAAACAAACAAUGUUUUGGAAGAAUUGGAUGUUAGCAAUAACAGGAUUUCUACUGAGGGUGCAAUACUUCUGGCAAAAGGAUUGCUGGUAAAUGAUACAUUGAGAAUUCUCCACAUUGGGAAAAAUCCGAUGCAAUCUGCUGGAGCAUUUGGUAUAUUGACUGCACUGAAAGAAAACUCUGGAUCUGCCAUUGAACACUUGGGUUUUACUGAUAUUGUGGUGAACAAAGACUUUGUAGAUCUGGAAAAGGAAGUCAAAGAAAACAGACCAAAAUUAGUAAUCAUCCAUGGCGGUGCUGAAUCUGAGAAAAAGAAACCAAAAGCUAGGCCCGACCCAAUGACAAAGAUUCGCAAAUAUGUUGAAGAAAACAACAUGAGACUUGUUGAUUUUUUCAAUUCUUUUGAUGAAGACAGUAGUAUGAGCAUCACCAGAGAAGAAUUACAGAGAGGAGUUGAACAAGCUGGUAUUAUGCUGACGCAAGAUGAAAUGAAACAACUUUUAGAACUCCUUGAUAAGGAUGGUGAUGGUGAAAUCAACUACAGGCAAUCGGGAGAUACCAGUCCUUUCAAAAAUAGUGUCUUUCUGUAUGUCAGUAUCUGCCUGUACAAACCCUUAUUUAGAAUUGGAAAAUACCUACCGUAUUUCACAGACCAUACAGCGCACCAUCAAUAAAUUGCCCAGAUAGGGAUUCAAUCCACACAUAAAGAACACCAGGCUAUAAAACAAAACCGGUACUGUAGUGUAGGCAAUGGAGCAUAAAGCACUGCGAUAUAUA